Molecule: messenger RNA, 1493 nt
Organism: Rhodamnia argentea
Lineage: Eukaryota; Viridiplantae; Streptophyta; Magnoliopsida; Myrtales; Myrtaceae
Product: cyclin-D3-1-like
Exons: 4
Coding region: 163-1449 (428 amino acids)
Biological process (GO): regulation of cyclin-dependent protein serine/threonine kinase activity; mitotic cell cycle phase transition
Cellular component (GO): cyclin-dependent protein kinase holoenzyme complex; nucleus; cytoplasm
Molecular function (GO): cyclin-dependent protein serine/threonine kinase regulator activity
Source: RefSeq, a predicted model, not a curated record
AAAAAUCAACCCCCCUUCCUCCUUUUCGUCUCUGCAACACCCUAUAGAGAGAGAGAGAGAGAGAGAGAGAGGGAUUGGCUUAAAGGUUCUUCCUUUGUGCACAAUGAGGAGCUGAGGAGGGCUCCAAGGACCACUUCUUCUGCCCCCCACAAGAAGAAGAAGAUGGCAAUGGCACAGCGGCAAGGUCACGACCCAUCAUCGCCGCCCCGAGAACCAGAAGACGGUCAUUCUUCCAUCUUGCUCGACGAUGCUCUCUACUGUGAAGAAGACAGAUUCGAAGAAGAAGAAGACGAGGAAGAAGUCGACGGACUUCAGACGACCGCCGCUGGAAGCUAUUCAGUCUUUCCCUCGCAGUCAGUGGAUGGACAACCAGACUCCUCGUGGGAAGAAGACGACGACGGCGGCGAGGAAGAGGGGGAGGCGGAGGAGGACGAGGAGGAGGAGGCCGAGCUGCUCUCGCUCUUGUCCAAGGAGCGCAGGACGAGGCCGGACCUCGGGGACGACGGGUGCGCGCUCGCGGCGCGGCGCGAGGCCGUGGAGUGGAUGCUGCGGGUGCGGGGCGUCUACGGGUUCUCCGCGCUCACGGCGGUGCUGGCCGUGGAUUACCUCGACAGGUUCCUCUCCGGCUUCAGCCCGCAGCGGGACAGCAGGCCGUGGAUGACGCAGCUCGUGGCCGUCGCGUGCCUCUCCCUCGCCGCCAAAGUGGAGGAGACCCGCGUCCCUCUCCUCUUAGAUCUCCAAGUGGGGGACGCGAGGUUCUUGUUCGAGGCGAAGACGGUGCAGCGGAUGGAGCUCCUCGUCCUGUCCACGCUCGGGUGGGGGAUGCACCCGGUGACGCCGCUGUCGUUCGUCCACCACGUCGCCGCGGCGAGGCUCGGGGCCAGGCGGCGGGAGUUCCUCCGCCGCUGCGAGCGGCUCCUCGUCGCCGCCGUCUCCGAUUCGAGAUCGCUGAGCUACCUUCCGUCCGUCCUGGCCGCGGCGGCGAUGGCGCACGUCAUCGAGGAGGUCGACCCGUUACGUUCCUCGGAGCACAAGGCCCGGCUUUUGAGCUCCCUCCGCACGAGCCAGGAGGUGGUGGGAGACUGCUGCAGAUUCAUUCUGGAGAUAUCGGAGACCGGGAACGAUGCGGUGAACUCGUCCAUCGGCAACUCUUUGAAGCGCAAGCAGUGCCGCUUUGAUCGACCAAACCCGAGGAGCCCGAGCGGAGUUGUCGACGCGUCGUUCAGCUGCGAGGACGACUCGAACGACUCGUGGGUGGCCAUUGGCCCGCCGUUCGACCUGGAGGACGGCGGCGGCAGCAAUCUCAAUCCUCUACAGAAGAGGACCCGGUCGUUGCCGUUGCUGCUGCUGCCGUCGCCGCCAUCGUCGGCGGUGCAAGAGAAGAUGCUGGACUUGCCCUUCAUGAGCAGGAGGCUCUUCGUGGGCAUCGUCAAUGGCCGUCCUAUCUAAUAAUCUCUCCCUCUCUCUUCUCUCUCUCUCUCUCUCUCUCUCUC